UCGAGUCCUGUUUCUUUCUCCUCGCUCUCUCGCACCUCUCAUUUCUUUGUCUGGCCUCGCUCACAAAGCCCUCUCUUUCAUAAAGCCGUCUCUCCCUCCCCUCUCUUUCUCUCUAGACGCAGAUCGACCACCUCUCUCUCUAAAAUCAGAUUACCAACAAAAAGAGCAAAGCUGCAGAUCGACCACCUCUCUCUCUGUAAAAUCAUAUUACCAACGAAAGGCAGUUUUACCCAAAUUGUGUAAACUAAUCUCGCCAGCUGCUCUGAGAAGUUUGUUCAAGCACAUCUGACAGGAAUGGGUCUUUGGACCUUGCUUGAAGGCUGUCUACUUCUUGCAAAUGCGGUGGCCAUACUCAAUGAAGAUCGGUUUCUUGCACCUCGGGGGUGGACCCCGUCAGAAGUCAUGGGUGGCAGGACAAAAUCUUUAAAAGCCCAGGUUGUCGGGUUCAUAUAUUCUAGUCGAUAUUGGAGGUAUCCUCUUAUACUUGCAAAUAUCAUUACGAUGAUUCUAAUGCUCUUUUGGGGCUAAGACUUCAUGUGUCAGUAUGAGAUGAAUAUCACAUCAGUUUGUUGUGGGGUUUUAGAAAUUCAUAUAUUGUAAGAGUUACUGAUUUUGUCAUCAAACGCACUUGAUUUGCUUCCCAUAACAUUGACUGGUGUGUUUUAAUUGCUCCUUCCAGUUGCAAAGUUGAAUUGGGAUUUUGUUUUA
Amborella trichopoda is the source of this 708-nucleotide messenger RNA. RefSeq lists its product as uncharacterized. Gene Ontology annotation, cellular component: Golgi membrane; endoplasmic reticulum membrane; COPII-coated ER to Golgi transport vesicle. Gene Ontology annotation, biological process: endoplasmic reticulum to Golgi vesicle-mediated transport. The record is from RefSeq and is a predicted model, not a curated record. Lineage: Eukaryota; Viridiplantae; Streptophyta; Magnoliopsida; Amborellales; Amborellaceae.